AUGUCCGGCCUCCGAUUCCUCGACCUGGUGAAGCCAUUCACACCCCUCAUCCCCGAAGUUGCAGUCCCCGAGACCAAGGUUCCAUUCCAGCAACGUAUAAUAUGGACGAGCGUGACACUGGUCAUCUUCCUGGUCAUGAGCCAGAUGCCGUUGUACGGCAUUGUGUCUUCAGAUACCUCCGAUCCGCUAUACUGGCUUCGUAUGAUGAUGGCCAGUAACCGUGGAACUUUGAUGGAACUCGGAAUCACACCAAUCAUCUCAUCCGGCAUGGUUUUCCAGCUUCUGGCUGGCACCCACCUCAUCGAUGUUAACCUCGACCUCAAGUCCGACCGCGAGCUCUAUCAGACCGCGCAGAAGCUGCUGGCGAUCAUCCUGUCUUUUGGUCAAGCUUGCGUCUUCGUGCUCACUGGUCUUUACGGUCUCCCUGCGGAUCUUGGUGCUGGCAUCUGUGUCCUCCUCGUUGUUCAGCUUCUCACCGCAGCUCUGAUUGUCAUCCUCCUCGACGAGCUGCUGCAGAAGGGCUACGGUCUUGGAAGCGGUAUCUCGCUUUUCAUUGCCACCAACAUCUGCGAGUCCAUUGUCUGGAAGGCCUUCUCUCCCACUACCGUCAACACCGGUCGUGGUCCUGAAUUCGAGGGAGCAAUCAUUGCUCUGGUCCACUUGCUGAUCACCUGGCCCAACAAGCAGCUCGCUCUCCGUGAGGCCUUUUACCGUCAGAACCUGCCCAACAUCUCGAACCUCCUGGCUACCAUUGUUGUCUUCAGCGUGGUCAUCUACCUCCAGGGUUUCCGUGUCGAGAUCCCCGUCAAGUCCUCGCGCCAGCGUGGUAUGCGCGGCUCCUACCCCGUUCGUCUUUUCUACACCUCGAACAUGCCCAUCAUGCUCCAGUCCGCGCUGUCCUCCAACGUCUUCCUCGUCUCGCAGAUGCUUUACAACAAGCUUCCCGACAAUCUCCUGGUGAAGAUGCUCGGUGUGUGGGAGGCUCGCGAGGGUACUGCCCAGGUUCUCCCAGCCAGCGGGUUGGUAUACUACAUGAGCCCACCUCUCAACAUCACCGAUGCACUUUUGGACCCCAUCCACACCGCUGUCUUCACCGUCUACAUGCUUGUUGCAUGUGCCGCUUUCAGCAAGACCUGGAUCGAAGUCUCCGGCUCUAGCCCACGCGAUGUCGCCAAGCAGCUGAAGGAGCAGGGCUUGGUUAUGGCUGGUCACCGUGAUGAGAGCAUGUACCGCGAGUUGAAGCGUGUUAUCCCGACUGCCGCCGCUUUCGGUGGUGCUUGCAUCGGAGCCUUGUCUAUCACCAGCGAUCUCAUGGGUGCAUUGGGCAGCGGCACUGGUAUCCUGAUGGCUGUUACCAUCAUUUACGGAUACUUCGAGAUUGCCGCCAAGGAGGGCGACAUGGCYGGUCUCAAGGGUAUGGUUAUGGGUUAG
This is a messenger RNA of Ramularia collo-cygni, 1431 nucleotides long. Its product is annotated as protein transport protein Sec61 alpha subunit. Gene Ontology annotation, cellular component: Sec61 translocon complex; membrane. The transcript has 5 exons. Gene Ontology annotation, molecular function: ribosome binding; transmembrane protein transporter activity; signal sequence receptor activity. Lineage: Eukaryota; Fungi; Ascomycota; Dothideomycetes; Mycosphaerellales; Mycosphaerellaceae. Gene Ontology annotation, biological process: post-translational protein targeting to membrane, translocation; SRP-dependent cotranslational protein targeting to membrane, translocation. Bases 1 to 1431 code for a protein of 476 amino acids. The record is from RefSeq and is a predicted model, not a curated record.